UAAAUUAAACGCCUUUCCUGCGUUCUGAAUGUUGUGAUGAGUUGCUUACUUCAUGCGAGUAACAACGUGAUAUUUUAAUUAAAAUAGAAAUAAAAGAAAAAUGUGAGGGACAUUGUCAGUGGCAAUGAAGGAAGAUGUAUUAUUAAAGUUUUUAAAAUAAUUUAGUCUUCCAAAUAAUUUAUAAAUGUAUUACUCUAAUUAUUUAUUAUAUAAUUUUACUAAUAUAACUAUAUGCUGUGAUUAAUCAUUUAUUGUAUCUAUUGCAGACAUGUCAGAACAUGUUGAACUGCACCAUUUACUUGAUGGUGAUAUUGAAAAUAACACAACAACACAACAAAAACGAUUUUCAAUUCUAAUGUGCAAAUCAUGCCCUUAUCUUGGUUUAAUAUUGGCAACAUUAUCAUCAUUAUUUUUUUCAUUAUGCAGUGUCAUUGUGAAGGGCUUAGUGGAAGUAAAUCCAAUGGAAUUGGCAGCAUUUCGGUUCGUGGGUGUAUUAUUACCAGCAAUACCAAUUGUAAUAUAUAAGGGUGAACAUCCAUUUCCAAAGGGACGUAGAUUAAUGCUAAUACUAAGAAGUUUUGUGGGGACCACUGGCCUCAUGUUAAGUUUCUAUGCAUUUCGGCAUAUGCCAUUAGCUGAUGCAUCUGUUGUAGUAUUUUCUGUUCCUGUAUUUGUAGCCAUAUUUGCCAGAAUAUUCCUAAAAGAGCCUUGUGGAUUAUUUAAUGUUAUAACAGUUUGUUUAACACUGAUUGGUGUAAUCUUAAUAACACGUCCACCACUAAUUUUUGGACAUACUAUCGAGUCACUUUCAGAUGGCCACAUAAAAACACAACAUGCAGAUUUAUGGGGAGCUGUAGCAGCUUUUUCAGCAACUCUUUUUGGUGCAAAUGCAUAUGUUUUGCUACGAGCUUUAAAAGGCCUCCAUUUCUCAGUAAUUAUGACAAAUUUUGGAUCAUUUGCCUUGAUUCAGACAAUAGUUAUAUCUUGGGCUAUAGGUGCAUUGUGCUUACCUCGGUGUGGGACUGACAGACUUUUAGUUGUUGCACUUGCUCUUUUCAGUUUUGGAGGUCAAAUACUGUUAACAUUAGCUUUACAAAUGGAACAAGCAGGACCAGUUGCAAUAGCAAGAUCAGCAGACAUAGUUUUUGCCUUUUUCUGGCAAGUUUUAUUUUUCAAUGAAAUACCAAAUCCUUAUUCAGUAGGAGGAGCAAUUGUAGUUACAAGUUCAGUUUUAUUAACAGGACUAAGAAAAUGGGCGCUUUCAUUACCAGAAACAUCUAAUGUUAAAAAAUCCUUAGGUAUUUUGGUGAUGUGAAUUAUGAACUAUAAAUGAGAGAAAUAUGAUUUCUUCUUAUUGCAUUUUUUGUUUUCGUAAUAUUAAUUUUAAUAGAAAGAGAUUGUUCAUAAGUAGACGUAAUUUUGGCUUGCAUGAAUGAAUUUUUAAAAAUAAAGUAAGAUUUAUAUAUAAUAUGUAUAUAAAUUUUUUAAAUUUUACAAAAUUAAAUUGCUCCAAAUUUAAAAGGAUAUCCUAUAUUAUAGCUAUAUUGCUAUGUUUCACAGUGAGAUCGUACUGUAUUAUUAAUACUGUUUUGUUACAAAAUGUUAUAUUUUCCUAAUAAAUUAAUGAUUGUCAUUACAAAUUCUAGUCUAAAACUCAGUAUUAUGAAAAAAAUUCUUCAGACAUAUUUUAAUGUACAUUUGUUACGUGUAAGUCUUCAUUUCAUGUGAUAUACUAUAAUGAUGUUUGUAUUCUACAGUAUGCACAAGAUAACAAAGCACUUUCUUAUACCGUACUAUACUUUUAAAAUAAUCAAUUUUUAUGCAAAUAUAAAUAUUAUAGUUGAAUUAAAAUUAGAUAAUGCACAAAUGUUAAGAAAUAUAAGUUUAUUAAAACAAAAUACAUGUUAUUUAACAUUUCUAUACCAAUAUGGAUUAAUAAAAUAAUGAACGUUAUUUAAUACAAAAAUUUCAAUCUCUACAAAAUUAUAAAUUACAUUGUUUAUAACUUUACAAUGUAAUUUAUAUUUUUACAUUGCAUUAUUUUAUGUGCAUGAAAAAUAUAAGAAAGUUUAAACACAUACAUAUUUGAAUAGUAAUAUCCAGAAAUAGGUAUUUUAUUAUUUCAUGUACAUUGUUUCUGAUCAUGGACUAGAGUAUACUAUCUUAAUACUAUUUCAAAAAAAAUUUUGUAAGAAACGUUUAUUCAACAACGAAUAAAUAGUGAAAUAUUUAAAUAAAUUCUAAUUUAUAGUACAUAAAUACAAAGUUAUGUAAACUUGUACUUUGAAAAUAUUGUUGUGUAUGAUACAAAUUAUGAUACAAUAAAGUUUGUAUUAGAAUGUUUAUAUUAAUUUAUUUUACUACUAGAAAUAUGUUUGAAAACGUAUAAUUUCAGUUUUUAAAUUUUUAAAAAAUUAAAAAUCUUAUAUAUAGCAAAGCAUAUAAAUCAUAAGAGAGAUUAAUUUGUUCUUAAAAAAGGAUACAAUUAAAAUAUUCUGUUUUACUUGUGAGGUUAUUUAUGAUAUUUAACAUGUCAAUAUACGUAUAUGUAUAAUAUUGUAUAAUUUCAAGGUGUGUGUGAAUUAAAUACAUCUGACGUCUAUUAUUCAUAUAUUCAUAUAUUAAGCGUUGGUCUACCUGAUUUUACCUACAUCAGGAUCACGACCGUGUUCUACAUCGACGCCAUUCGUCGUAUAUCAUAGAAUAUUAGAUAAGUUUAAAUAUUUAAAACAAGAAAUGUAUAAAUGUAAUAAUAUAUACUAUAAUAGAAAAUAGUAAUGUGAUAAAUAUGUAAAUACUGACAUGUUAGAAGAGAUAAUGAACUUAAUACUCGUCGUAUUUCCUAAUAACAAUAUAAUAUAGUAGAAUAGAAUAUAAUGGAUAUAAUAAUAAGCAAUAAAGCUUAAAAAGCGUAUUGAUGAGAUAAGUAAGAAUUAUUCUUUGAUCCGUGAUAUAUAUGAACAAUCAGCAAGAACUAAUAGAAAAUCGUAGCGCUGAAGAGAAAUUCGGGAUCGUCGUGAUUUCUAAAGAGAUCAACGAUCCACAACUGUUACACUAAUUAACUAGUUCCUCAUUCGACGAUCCUAUGCUGUGUCUAUUAGCGUAAGAAAGAACAAGAUAUCGUUUGUGCCCGUAUUCAUUGAUGUAUUUACGAAGAAUACUUCGUCGAGUAGGGAUUUCACACGAAGCAGUAAGAAGAACAAUACUUGGAAAAGGUUUACAUCCUUACAAGGUUUAUCGUGUGUAAGGACCUCAUAGGAUGGGUUAUGCCGCCUGACGAAACUUUUGUCACUGAAUGCUAAGAAAAUUAGAAUGUAAUUAACGCUAUCUUGAAGAUAUCUUGUUCGCGAAUAAUAGCAGUCCUUCACUGGAAGGACUGCUGUUAUUAUUGCUACUGAGUAAUAUUCAGAAUUACCGGAAUGCUACAAUUUUCACGUAUAUCCACAUUAUGAUACAGAAAUUUAAUCAGGACCGCUUGGACAGGCCCGGUUUAUUGUAUAUCUGACAUUAACAUGUAAAUAAAAUCAGUUUGAAAAUUAAAGUGAUUGAUAUUAUA
This is a messenger RNA of Bombus pascuorum, 3556 nucleotides long. RefSeq names its product solute carrier family 35 member G1. The coding region runs from base 269 to 1315 and encodes 348 amino acids. The transcript has 3 exons. Lineage: Eukaryota; Metazoa; Arthropoda; Insecta; Hymenoptera; Apidae. The record is from RefSeq and is a predicted model, not a curated record. Gene Ontology annotation, cellular component: membrane.